Messenger RNA from Eublepharis macularius, 2077 nucleotides. RefSeq names its product class I histocompatibility antigen, F10 alpha chain-like. The transcript is spliced from 8 exons. Gene Ontology annotation, biological process: immune response. The coding region runs from base 25 to 1116 and encodes 363 amino acids. Gene Ontology annotation, cellular component: external side of plasma membrane. NCBI's taxonomy places the organism in Eukaryota, Metazoa, Chordata, Lepidosauria, Squamata, Eublepharidae. The record is from RefSeq and is a predicted model, not a curated record.
GAUGUGGCGCUUCCGCGAUCCGACAUGAAUUCGCUCCAGCGGCGCCUCCUGCUCCUGGGGGGAGUCGCCCUCCUGCUGGCGGGGUGCUCCGACUCCUCCUCGCACUCCAUGCGGAAUUUCUACACGGUGGUGUCUGAGCCCAGCCAGGGGCUGCCCCGGUUCAUGGCUCUGGCCUAUGUGGACGAACAGCCCAUCACUCGCUAUGACAUCAACACCAAGAGGAAGGUGCCCGUAGUGCCCUGGAUGUGGAAGGUGGAGACGGACAAUCCUUGGUACUGGGGAUCAGAGAGUCAGGUCCUGCAGCACAACGAGGACAUUUUCAGAGCAGAUCUGGCAGCGCUUCAGCUUCGCUACAACCAGAGCAAUGGCCCAGGGCUACACACCCUGCAGCUCAUGUACGGCUGUGAGGUGGGGCCGGAAGGGUGGCCUAGAAGGGGUUAUUGGCAGUUCGGCUAUGACGGGGAGGACUUCAUCAGCUUUGACAAGGAGACCCUCACCUGGAUAGCCGUCACACGCGAAGCCGAGAUCUCCAAGAGCAAACUGGACCCCCACCAGGACUAUUCCAAGAGCCACAAGGUCUACCUGGAGAAAGAAUGCAUUGAGUGGCUGCAGAAGUACCUGGAGUACGGGCAGGAGACUUUGCAGAGGACAGAGCGCCCAAGGGUGAAGGUGGCACGUAAGGAGGGCUACGGUGGCGAGGAGACCCUCAUCUGCCGGGCUCAUGGCUUCUACCCCAAGGAGAUCGAGAUCACCUGGACGAAGGACGGGGAGGUCAGGAGUCAGGAAACUUUGACGGGGGGUGUCGUCCCCAACUCGGACGGGACCUACCACACUUGGCUCAGCAUCGAGGUGGAACCCAAGAACAGGGACCGCUACCGGUGCCAGGUGGGACACCACAGUCUGAUGGAGAAACUGGACUUGGCCUGGGAGGAGCCAGCAUCCAACAUGGGGCUCAUUGUGGGAGUCCUUUUGGGGGUCCUGGCUGCUCUCAUCCUGCUGGGGGCUGGAGUUGCCUACUACUUGAAAAAACGUCAUUCUGAGCGUGGCUACAAAGCAACUCCAGGAAGUGAUCAGGGGUCUUGGAGCUCCACCAAGGUUCCCAUGCCCGAGGCGUAAGAAGAGAACGAAGAGGAUCUAUCCAAGAGAGCAAAGAGCUGCCGCUACCAUAAACUCUGUCCUGCCGCCUAAUCCUGGUUCUGGCCCAGCAAUGACUUCUGGCUUCCAUCUGUAUUGCUUGGAUUUCGAGGGGUAUUUUAGGCUGAUUUUGAGGGGUCGAGAGGGAUGAUAUUCAGGGGAUUUUAGCCUGAUUUUGUUUUUCUUCUGAUAUUUGAACCAUUGGGGUUGAUUGGAUAUGCGCUGAAAUAUUUGUAACCAAAAUGGUAGUUUUUUAAAAAGACAGUAAAGUUCAUUUAUAGUCUGUUUUUAGUUUAGCAUAUCAUCUGCAGUGAUUUUGAUGUGGUGGUCUUAGUAGUGGUUGUGUUCCUUCCUCCUCCAUUUAUGUGUCCCUCCCUGGCCACCUAUUCUUAAUUUAAAGCAAUGCACAUGCAUAUUUACUUAAAUUGGGAUAAAUCUGAGUACUUCCUACAAGCUUUGGGCUGAGCGAAUGUGAUGUCAUAGAAUGUUCACAAAUGUGUUAGUGUUCAGGGUGGAUGUAUUAUCAGCAGAAAGUGAAGAUGGUAGCUUCUGCACAAGAAAUGAAAAUCUGUUUAGUUAAGUGAAGGAUCCUGCAUCAAGGGACCGAAGAAAAGAAUGUCAGCGGGAAGGAGGGGGCUGCCAAGAGGAGCGGCUUUAGGAUUGAGCCUGAGAAGGCAGCCAGAGGCCUUGGAGCAAAGGGGCGUAACUGCACCAUCUUGUCUCCCAGGAGACACCUCUGGAUCUUACCAAGUACUGAGCCCCAUUCCACAGUAGGAAAGGUGGGGAAUCCGCUUCCCGGUGAUAAACUUUUACGUUUCCAAGUUAAUAUAAAAUACUUCCUUCCCUGAUUCGAGUAUUGUCUGCAUUUUGCCUUGCACUUCAUAGGUGUGAUUUUUCUCCUUUGUAAAUAUGAUUGGUUGAAAUAAAAAAAAAAUUGGUGGAA